AUGAGCUCCGAUCCCUGGGACUGCUUGUACCGAGGCAUGCUGCCGUUCCACGAGCACUUCCGCCACUCUGUCUCUCAGAUGUCGGCAAUCCUCACCACGUUGUCCCCUAGCGCGCCCGGCAAGAACAAAGUCAACAAUCUUGCCAACUUGCUCUACCUCUCCGCAUCGCUCUGCAGGUCCCUCGAUACGCACCACACCAUCGAAGAACGCUUCAUCUUCCCCACGCUCGCCAAGAAACUGCCGCAAUUUGCACAGUCGAGUCAACACACCAAGGAGCACGCUCAGAUGCACGAUGCGCUCGAGAACUUGGAAAAGUACGUCGAGCAGGUAGGCAGGAACCUGAGGACGGGCAAGCUCAAGAGUGGUGAAGAGCUUGUGGAUGUGUUUGACCACGCCAAGAUGGUCGGCCUUGUCGACGAGUUGAAGAAGGUGUUGUUGCCGCAUCUCGCGGCGGAAGAGGCGAGUCUGCGGGCUCCGGUGGUUAAGGCGGCUGGAUUCGAGUUGGGGGAGAUCAAGAACUUGAUUCGCUGA
Sporisorium graminicola is the source of this 531-nucleotide messenger RNA. RefSeq lists its product as uncharacterized. The transcript has a single exon. The record is from RefSeq and is a predicted model, not a curated record. Lineage: Eukaryota; Fungi; Basidiomycota; Ustilaginomycetes; Ustilaginales; Ustilaginaceae. The coding region runs from base 1 to 531 and encodes 176 amino acids.